CCUUGCGACCUGCACUUCAUUAAUUUGCCCACUACCCGCACUGGGCGCAUUUUCAUCUCUGUCAGUCUCCGCAGAUAAACAUCAAUUGUUGACACUUCAGGGUUAUUCUCAUCCGCACUGCUUGAGGCGAACUGAUUUUUGACCGGACUGCAAACCGCCAUUUGACCUUUGGCUAUCCCUGAGACGUCAUUCAUCAUGGCGGAAAGAUACAUCCCCGAACAUCGCCGUACCCAGUUCAAGGCAAAGGGCAGUUUCAAGCCAGAUGAACUACGCCGUCGACGUGAGGAACAACAGGUUGAAAUUCGUCGUCAAAAGAGAGAGGAGAAUUUGGCCAAGCGGAGAGGAGUUCAACGUGGUAAUGGAGAGAUCGGCAUUGGUGGGCUCGCAGACCAGGAUAGCGACGAUGAGGCGGGUAACAUUGAGAGCGAGUUGAGCACGGAACUGCCAGAAAUGGUACGAGGAGUCUUCUCAGAUCAGAUCGACCUCCAAAUUCAAGCGACCACAAAAUUCCGAAAACUCCUCUCGAAAGAACGCAACCCUCCCAUCGAAAAAGUCAUCGAGACCGGCGUCGUCAGCCGCUUUGUCGAGUUCCUCCGCUCUCCUCACACUCUCGUCCAAUUUGAAGCGGCAUGGGCUUUGACAAACAUUGCCUCUGGAUCUGCAGCACAAACACAAGUGGUCAUCGAAGCGGGCGCAGUACCCAUCUUUGUUGAACUCCUGAGCAGCCCUGAGCCAGAUGUUCGUGAACAAGCAGUGUGGGCUCUGGGCAAUAUUGCUGGUGACAGUCCUGCAUGCCGUGACUAUGUGCUCAGUCAGGGCGCUCUGAAGCCUCUUCUCAACCUCAUUGCCGAUGGCCGCAAACUGAGCAUGCUUCGAAACGCUACGUGGACUUUGAGCAACUUUUGUCGUGGCAAGACCCCUCAACCAGACUGGAACACGAUCCAACCCGCCCUCCCCGUGUUGUCCAAGCUCGUCUACAUGCUUGACGACGAAGUUCUGAUCGACGCCUGCUGGGCUAUCUCCUACCUCUCUGACGGUUCCAACGAUAAGAUCCAGGCGGUCAUUGAAGCAGGCAUCCCUCGACGACUUGUUGAACUCCUUAUGCAUGCGUCUACAUCGGUCCAAACGCCGGCCCUUCGUUCUGUUGGUAAUAUUGUUACCGGCGACGAUGUCCAAACACAGGUCAUAAUCAACUGCGGCGCUCUUCCUGCGCUGCUAUCUCUACUCAGUUCUCAGAAAGACGGGAUCCGCAAGGAAGCAUGUUGGACAAUUUCGAACAUUACCGCAGGCAACUCGACCCAGAUCCAGGCCGUUGUGGACGCCGGUAUCAUCCCUCCUUUGAUUCACCUGCUCUCUAAUGGAGAUUUCAAGACUCGAAAGGAGGCCUGCUGGGCUAUCUCGAAUGCUACCUCUGGCGGUCUGCAAAAACCAGAUCAGAUCAGAUACCUCGUCUCUCAAGGCUGCAUCAAGCCGCUUUGUGACUUGCUCGCCUGCCCUGAUAACAAGAUCAUCCAGGUGGCUUUGGACGGACUGGAGAAUAUCCUCAAGGUGGGAGAAAUGGACAAAGAGGCUGCUGAUGCUCGAGCCCCCGAGGCACAAGUCAACCGAUAUGCUUUGUUCAUUGAAGAGGCGGGUGGUAUGGAGAAGAUCCAUGAUUGCCAAAACAAUGCCAACGAAGAGAUCUACAUGAAGGCCUACAAUAUUAUAGAGCGGUAUUUCUCGGAUGAAGAGGACGCUGGGGCUGAUAUUGAGGAAUUGGCACCACAAGCCAAUGCCACUGGCUUCACACUCGGCACGAACCAACCUCAGGGACAGUUCAACUUCGCCAACGGGAAUGACUCCAUGGACAUGUAGGCAAUGGACUUGUGAAAACCGUCAUCAAUGGGCAGUCUGUCACUCGCAACGAUCCGUCCGUGUCAUGUGUGACAUGUUUGUCCCAUCUGGCAUAGCCUCGAUAAUGCAGAGCACAAUUGAAGGUCACUCAACAUUGACGAGCGUUCAAGCACAGCCCCAGGUUGUGCAGUGCUGCCCGACUCGAACAAACCCUCAUCCUAGCACCGGAAUUUCCAUCUUCAACCAUUCAACACCCUCACCCCGCUCAAAACCGAACCCAAGCACCCCUCGGACAAUUCAGUACGAUUACAAGAAUCACCUACGACCACAAACAGAUGCACCAUCAUGUAUACCCCUUUCAGACAUUCGACAUAGCCCGACACCUGACACAGCAUGCGAUAGAGGCGUUGUUUUCGGCGAAGGAUUUCAAAGCUUUUAUGCUCGGUCUUGUGUCGAAGGAGGGAAGAGGAGAAGAGGAGCAUGAGAUAAGCGAACACCAGGCAGGAUAGUCUCGAGAGAACUCCUUUACUUUGACAACGCUGAAGCCAAUGUACGUCGAAUGCUUUCUAGUCCCAAUGCCAGCAAUUUAGACCCCCA
This is a messenger RNA of Exophiala xenobiotica, 2430 nucleotides long. RefSeq lists its product as uncharacterized. Gene Ontology annotation, molecular function: protein binding; nuclear import signal receptor activity. Gene Ontology annotation, biological process: NLS-bearing protein import into nucleus. The transcript has 3 exons. Gene Ontology annotation, cellular component: nucleus; nucleoplasm; cytoplasm. The record is from RefSeq and is a predicted model, not a curated record. The coding region runs from base 196 to 1854 and encodes 552 amino acids. NCBI's taxonomy places the organism in Eukaryota, Fungi, Ascomycota, Eurotiomycetes, Chaetothyriales, Herpotrichiellaceae.